Messenger RNA from Hibiscus syriacus, 738 nucleotides. RefSeq names its product receptor-like protein 35. The record is from RefSeq and is a predicted model, not a curated record. The transcript is spliced from 3 exons. Lineage: Eukaryota; Viridiplantae; Streptophyta; Magnoliopsida; Malvales; Malvaceae. The coding region runs from base 1 to 738 and encodes 245 amino acids. Gene Ontology annotation, molecular function: protein binding.
AUGUUCUCUGGGCUUUUCUUGGUCAUCCAGCUCAAAAUCAUGAACAUCACCACUUGCUUUCUUCUUCUUCUUGUUUUGUCGUCACAAUGUCUCAUAGUUUGCUUAGCUAUGAGAACCAAGAAUCACACCACCGAUCAAUUUGCACUUCUCCGAUUCAAAGAUCAAAUAGUCGAUCCUAAAAAUGUAUUGAGAAACAAUUGGACGUCCUCCAGCUGUGUUUGCAAAUGGGUUGGUGUUUCUUGUGGUGUCAUCCAUGAAAGAGUUACUGCUUUGAAUCUUUCAAACAUGGAUCUUAAGGGUACUAUCCCUCCACACGUUGGGAAUCUUUCAUUACUACAUUCUCUGGACUUGAGCAACAACCAUUUCUAUGGCCAUCCGCCUAAAGAAUUGAGGCAGUUGCAUCGCUUGAGGAUCGUUCAAUUAAGCUUCAAUGAUUUUAAUGGAGAAAUCCCAUCGUGGCUUGGGAACUUACGUAGAGUUAAGAUGUUGCUUGUGAGAAAUAAUAGUUUUACGGGCACAAUCCCUCAAGCACUUGUCAACAUGUCAAAUCUGGAGACUUUAGAUUUGGGAUCGAAUCAACUAUUUGGUCAUAUUCCAUCUUCCAUCUUCAAGCUUUCUUCUUUGGAAGAGAUUAUUCUUGACAAUAAUGAAUUAUCUGGUAAUAUUCCACUGAAUAUAGGUGAAAUUCCUCAGGAAAUUGGCAAUCUUCUCAAUUUGGAGACCAAAAAUCCCAUAUAA